GGUUUUAAAGGAUGGUUCUAAAGACGAACUGGUUUACUUCACUGAUAGUCCUCAAGCUACUUUGUCGCUUUUCACACGCAAUAACAAAGCAAUUAUGUGAAAAAGAUACACUGCAAAUCGAUUGUGACUGGGGGGAACGAAUCGAAAUAAAACACGCUGCUUAUGGUAUUUACUCAUCAAAAAACCCUUGUGGAAUAUCCUACAGGAAGAAUUGUGUCGAUGAAUUGCAGCCAUUGAAGGUGAUGUCAUCUGCAUGCAAUGGCAAACUGCAUUGCACCGUGGAGGCAAAAAAUGAUGUAUUCGGUGAUCCUUGUAAAGGACAUAAAAACUACUUGACUGCAACUUGGAUAUGCAAAAAAGAAACAGCAGUUAAAGAAUGUAUUGAGGGAAGCGAUCCCACCGGGAAGAGAUACAGAGGAACAACUGCAGUCACCGAGUCAGGAAGGAAAUGUCAGACCUGGAGUGUCCAACGUCCUAAUAAACAAACAACAUUUAAAGAGUAUCCUCAAGGUGGACUCGAAAAGAAUUAUUGCCGUAACCCGACUUCUUCGGGUUUGCGUCCGUGGUGUUGGAAUGGAGAAGGUACGGAACCGACGUGGGAAUACUGUGAUAUAAAAAUAUGCUAUGAUAAAAGUAAAACGAUUACAAAGAGAGUAUGCGAAAAAGAUGCACUGCAAAUCGAUUGUGACUGGGGGGAACGAAUCGAAAUGAAACACGCUGCUUAUGGUAUUUACUCAUCAGAAAACCCUUGUGGAAUAUCCUACAGGAAGAAUUGUGUCGAUGAAUUGCAGUCGUUGAAGGUGAUGACAUCCGCAUGCAAAGGAAAACAGCACUGUACCGUGGAGGCAAAAAAUGAUGUAUUCGGUGAUCCUUGUAAAGGACAUAAAAAUUACUUGACUGCAACGUGGAUUUGCGAAAAAGAAAUAGCAGUUAAAGACUGUAUCGAGGAAAGCGAUCCUACCGGGAAGAAGUACAGAGGAACAACUGCAGUCACCAAGUCGGGAAAGCAAUGUCAGAACUGGAGUGUUCAGCGUCCUAAUGAGCACACCACAACAUCUGAAAAGUAUCCUCAAGGUGGACUCGAAAAGAAUUAUUGCCGUAACCCGGCUCCUACGGGCACAAGUCCCUGGUGUUACAAUGGAGAAGGUAAAGAACCAAGAUGGGAGUUCUGUGAUAUUAAAAUAUGCUAUGAUAAAACGAUAACGAAUGAAGCAUGCGAGGAUAAACUUUUGACUAUAGAAUGUGGAUGGGGACAGGAUAUAAACAUUCUGCACGCUGCAUAUGGUGUGUACUCAAAUGGAAACUCUUGUGGAUGCUCCCGCAAAAAAGGGAGUUGUCUCGCCAAGGACUCCGUUCAGAUAGUGGCGAAGAGAUGUAACGGGUAUCGUAUCUGUACUGUUCCAGCGACUAACAAGAUAUUUGGUGAACCUUGUAAGGGGAAAAAGUACUUGGUUGCGACGUGGUCUUGUUACAAAGAUACAAAGCAGUCUUGCCUCCAGGAAGAUGAUCCUAUGGGAAGGAGCUACAGAGGAAAAACAAACAAGACCAAAUCGGGAGAGAUGUGUCAGAGAUGGGACUCUCAGUACCCCAAUAAACACGACUUUACCCCUGAAAAGUUUCCAACGUCAGGACUAGACAGUAACUAUUGCCGAAAUCCUCUGGGGAAAGAUGUCUCCGUUCCAUGGUGCUAUUUUGCCAAGUCUAAGGGGAAAGAAUGGUGUGAUAUUAGAAACUGCUCCAAAUCCGAUUCUACCACCACAACCGUGGAAACUUGUGAAGGGGGGACACUAAAUAUGAAAUGUAAACCUCCGUAUAUUAUGGAGAUAAAGGACGCCUCUUAUGGUGUUUGGAGUAACCACAACAGUUGUGGUGCAUCUUACAAUGGAAAGUCAAAGUGUCAUAAUCCUGAUUCCUUGAAGAUAGUGAGGAACACGUGUGCCAGAUACCAUAAAUCACGCAGGGAAUGUACAACUUGGGCCUCUAAAUUGAACCCCUGGAAUAUGCUCUAUUUCAGGGAUCCCUGUCCUGGGACGGAGAAAUAUUUGAGGGUUUCUUGGGAUUGUUACCGAGAUCCAGAGUGCCACGAGGAGAAAGAUCGUAUAGGAGCUAAAUACAGAGGGACAAAAUCCGAGACUAGAGGAGGAUUUAGCUGCCAAAGAUGGGACCUACAAUCUCCGCAUAAACAUAACACAACUCCUGAAAAUUACCCAGAUGCAGGUCUAUUGGUGAACUAUUGCAGAAACCCCAACAAAGCUGGGUUUCCCUGGUGCUACAUUGGUAAUGGAACGGAUAAUGACCCAGUGUGGGAUUAUUGUGACAUACCCGAGUGUUCCUCUGGCCGUGCGAGCUAUGAAAAGAUAACAGAGGUAGAUACGGAGCCCCAGAAGUCCUUCUACCCAUACCACCUUUCUGUUUUAGUUAAGGUAGUUGAGAAAACCUCUCUUCGCGAUUUUGACAAAUUAGAGAGUUGUAAAAUCUACUCCGAAGAGCACAGGUGUUCUGACGGUGAUUACUUUCUUAUGGAGUUCUCUUACGACAUCAAGUCAGGCAGAGUCUUAUUCCACUGGGAAAUAAGAUACGGCCCUCUAGUUACUGAGGACAUGACAGAGGACUGGACAGACUCUGGAACCGACUUUAUUAACGAUGUAACAAACUUGGAUAUACCUUACAAACCUCACGAAAUAAAGAGUCUAUCUGUUGAGAUAAACUUUCAUUCAAUGUUGGUGCUAGUAGAUUACAAGCCUGUUAAAGAAUACAUCCUAAACGGAGACUACUUCCCGUUUAGACGGGGCCGAAUACAGCCACGUGGACAUUUGAAUCUGGAACGGUGUCGGACUAUAAAUGUUAAAGGAAACUGUCUCGCAAAUCCGUGCAGGUUCUAUACUGCACACAAGUUCCAUCGCUACUUGAAAACAGAUAAAUGGCACACAUUAGAUGAUGAUGAAGAACAUAAAUAUGCGGAUAAUAAUAACAUCACGCGUUGCAUGGCUAUAGACAGGUUUGAGUGUAACACGGGCUUCUGUCUCCAGGGUCGGUGUAAGGCCACUGACUUCGAUCACGACGUUUGUGAUUGUGAUGAUGAUGAUACCUGGUGGGUUAAUGAGAAGAACAUGAUGGGAGAGUACUGCUCCAUUAAGAAGAAAGAGGAGGUGGAGCAGAUUGUCCGCUGGACUCAGGGCUACGAGAUAGAGGUUAAUUUCCAUGAGAAUAAGAUUGAAGUCGAUCUGGUCCCCAACUUUAAAGAUUGGUCCUGGAGAUAUUACUUUGUUAGAUUCUACGAGAUUGAUUACAGCGCUGAUGGAAUUUCCCAAUCUUUAGUGCACGCUGCUAAGAGUCCUACGGAAGGACUGCCGGCAGGAAUCGGUUACUCGUUUAUAUUUAAGGGAGCACUCUCUAACACUACCUAUCUCAUCGGUACUUACGGCAGGAAGGAUCUCGACGCUAAAAACACGAAAGAGCGUUCCUUCCUGCACACUGUGGAGGUUCACACACCAGGAUACUCGUAUCUACCUGCACCCACUGACUUGAUCAUAGAACCACUACCUGGUAACCUGUUCAAACUGUCGUGGACAUACCAGCACGAUCUACCUGCCUCAGAGUUCCUCAUUAAUAUCACCUCACCAAAUGGGGUGGUGGAACAGGAAGUUGCCACUAAAAACCACGAGGUGCUGGCUUUGAGGAGUAGUACCUCUUACACUAUCAUUGUUGUGAGUUUGAACCUUAUUGGAGAUUACAAGUUUGUGUCAGCCCCUCUUCAAUACACCACUCCGUUCUUCAAGUAUGAUGAGAAGAUCGUCGGAUACUAUGAUUUCGCCAAAUGGUUUUUCAAAGUUAACACGAUCACCCUUGAUGGUCGUUUUGUGUACUUCAAGAAUCCUGUGAGAAGAGAUACUCGUGUUGACCGAGUUGUACUCAUGUGUUCUUACACUAACGAAUCAAUCGAACAAGACUCUAGUCAAAAUGGUAACUCCACGGAAUUGUACUCCUCCGUUUACCACGCUGCUCGCUUCAACAAGUCGUACUUCGACCAUCCUCCUCUGAGCCCCUACGUCACUGCAUCCUUCACAACCACACCCCUACCUCGACGUUUACAAAUAGGAGAUCGGUACAUCUACGAGACCUAUUUGAACGGGGAGAUAGAUAAGGAGUUUAUUUACCAGGUUUAUGUUAUAGUGUGGUACACCUCUGGGCAAACAGCUGAUGUUUCCGUACAGUAUCUCGGGGAGAUAGAGCUGUCCAAGAUACCCUGGGUUAUUAUAUUCGUGAGUGUUGCAGUGGGAGCACUGGUUCUCACAAUCCUCACCGCCAUCUUCAACUGCUGUUUUUAUCAGCUCAUGCUGGCCCACCGCCAGAAACAGGUUGAAAUGUUGAAAGGUAAAAUGUCUGUUAGAUCCCUGUUAGUUGAGGAUAUCUACAUGAACGCUAUUCUGCCGGAUCCUGAUUACGAUAUGACCAAAUCUACUCAAGAUCUGGGGAGUGAUACUGAUAGUGCCGUGAAUUCCGAAGCUGCGGGUAGGGAUAGCCAAAGUGAUCGAUCUCAGCCUGAACAGAGUAACUCCAGUGUAUUUGUAAGAAAAGUAUCAUUACCAAAGAGAAGGCACACUUUUACGAGGGUUAAUUAACUGGAUAGGCCUCCCAAGUAAGUGGCAUUUUAUUGAAACUUUACAAAUACAUAGGAGUGAGAAACAAGACACUUGGUAAUGCAUAAUGGUAUGAAACAUUACUACUGGUCACGAGCGCAAUAACUUUUUGUUUAUUUAUUUCUUUCAAAUUAUUAAAAUCUUGAUAACUAUCUUAACUAUCCCCUGUUUAGAACUUUUAUUUAAUAAUUAUUAUGUAUUAUUUUAAAUUAUUUUUUGCCAAGAUUGUUCCAUUUGAGGUCCAUGAUAGUAACUGCAUAUUGUGAUAGUUGAUUAUGAGGUAAAUUAUGACGAUAAUUUAAUUUAUUCACAAAUCACAAUAGCUAUACACAAAUUUGCAGACGGAGUGAUUUGUAUUCUGGCUGUAAACACUGUGUCCCCAUGUAUAUGGUGUGGGAUCUCGUUGGUAAAUGCUUGCCACACGUGAGCGAGCGUGCUAAAUCACUCUACUGCUACACUCCGACAGCUGAAACCAACUUGGAUCAUUGUAUUUUCGGACGCUGAUUCCGAAUCACCCCCCUGACAUAGGGUUAAAAUGCUCCCCUGGCGAGAUAUUGGCGAAAAAUCAUCUCGAUCACGUGAUAUGACCGACCGUAUAAGGCAGUUGGUAUAAUUUCUCGUUUGGGUUAGGGUUUCAGCAUAUACCUUUGCUAGGGAUUGGGCCUGGGUUAGGGUUAGGAUCAUAUUAGAGGGUUAGGAUUUCGAAUAGUCGUUCAGGGCCAUCUAGAAAACGGGUUGAAAAAGUUACGUGACAGUCGAGUGUAGAGUGAGACUGAGAGGUGGGAUAAGUGGUAACAAGAGCUGAGCUAAGACUAUCCAGACGCACGUCACUACGCAGAACGAUAUGUUGGGAUAUAACAUGGGAUCGUAUUGCGUCAGCCAGAUUUGAGAUUUCGGCCAUUUUUAACCACCCUCUUCAUGAUCAUGAGGCAUUUCAAACAAAAUAGCUUUUGCUUGAUUUCAACUUCCCCGGCCGGCGGCCCCCCUCCCCCCCCCCCCCCCCCCUUCCAUCAACUUCAAUAUCAGGUUACUGGAAUUUCAAGAUGCAGCACUUUUUCUCAUUAGGCUUAGGAUCUUCGUAUGAUAUGUGGUCGAUCCGUCAUCACACAUCACUCAUCUAGUAACCGAUAGUUACAAAGAUAGCGGAAUCAUAAAUUGCUGUUCGACAAGUCAAUAUAACCGCAACUAUUAAUUGAUAUUAUUAUUAAAAUGGAUAUUUAGCGGUAUUCAAAUACCACUGGGUAUUAUAUUAAAAUAUUAAGGGGACUUAACUUAGUUGUUAAUAUAUAUUAUUGGCUGAUCUGUUUUAAAUUUUGAAUCUUAAUAUAUUUAUUGGCUGAUCUGUUUUGAAUUUUGAAUUUUGAAUCUUUAUAACGUAUCACAUUACGUGAAAUCACUGUCUGUACUGUCGGCAUUGCAAUUUAAUAUCCAUAUUACUCAUGUUCCAAUUUAAUAUUUGUUACAAUUAAGUAUUUAUUGCAAUUUUAUAUUCGUUAUAAUUUAAUAUUUGCAAUUU
This is a messenger RNA of Bolinopsis microptera, 6156 nucleotides long. RefSeq lists its product as uncharacterized. The transcript is spliced from 23 exons. Lineage: Eukaryota; Metazoa; Ctenophora; Tentaculata; Lobata; Bolinopsidae. The record is from RefSeq and is a predicted model, not a curated record. Gene Ontology annotation, molecular function: signaling receptor binding; carbohydrate binding; endopeptidase activity. Bases 12 to 4622 code for a protein of 1536 amino acids.